AUGUUCACAAUGAUGCUGUACAUCUUCGUGGCUUGUUUCAUGCCAUUGACAUAUGCCACAGACCAUACUGUAGUAGUGGGUGGUCCAGGUAAUGUGUUAACGUACACCCCUAAAAAUGUUACUGCUCAACCUGUUGCAUCGGCCACAAACCCACCAACAAACUAUACCAUCACUGUCAACCAAACAUCUACUGGUGCUUAUUAUUAUAUGUGUAGUAUAACUGGUCAUUGUCAAGGUGGUAUGUGGGGUGUAAUAUUUGUUAGUGGUUCAGCACCUUCAGGUACUGCUGCACCUUCGGGUGCUUCUCCCACUUCUACUGAUGGCACUGGAAGUGGCUCUACACCUUCCCCUACAAGUACAAAAUCAUCGGGCACCAAAAAUGUUAAUAUUAAUUUCAUAGUGAUAUUUAGUUUUACUUGUGUUUUGGCUAUUUUUUCUGGGAUGUUGUUUUAA
Molecule: messenger RNA, 453 nt
Organism: Scutellospora calospora
Lineage: Eukaryota; Fungi; Glomeromycota; Glomeromycetes; Diversisporales; Gigasporaceae
Source: the annotation of a GenBank genome assembly